UUUUUUUAUUUAUUUUUCAAAUGAUAUGAAUUUUUACAGACAACGUUUUUUUCAUGUUUUAGCCUUUCGUUUGUGUUGCUGCUUUUUCUCUAAUACUUGGUUUGUUCCUGAUGAGUAUUUUCAGAGUGUUGAGGUUGCUUAUCAUAUAGUCUAUGGAAAAGGACAUUUAUCUUGGGAAUGGUUACCUGAAUGGGCACUUCGUUCUCCUCUUCACCCUUUAAUUUAUGCUUUUCCUUUUUGGUUGUUAAAAUUAUUUUCGCUUGAUUUUGGCUUCAUUAUUAGAUGGAUACCUAAUAUUAUUCAUGCUUUUUUGUUUGCAAUUGCUGAUAUUUGUUUUAUUAAUUGGGCAAAAUCUGUUAUUGGAUUUUCUUUUGAUGCCUUGUAUAUUCUCCUUCCACUAUAUUUUACAAAUUGGUUUAUUGUUUAUUGCUCAACAAGAACUUUAUCAAAUACUUUAGAAUGUUGUUUAAUGCUAAUUGCACUAAAUUUUUACACUAAAAACGAUGCAAAUUAUGUAGAAACGAAGAAAAAUGAUGAUUCUGAAGAAGAAAAUUUGGCAAAAUUUUCAAUUCUAAAAAUUGAUUCUUUUUGUAUUUGUUUAAUUAUUGUGUCAAUAGCUGCAGUUAUAAGGCCAACAACUUGGUUAUUAUGGAUACCUCUUUGUUAUGGCCAUUUUGUUUUUUAUUUAUUGGAAGGACUUGAUGUAAUAAAUCAGGAAAUUGUUACAGAAAGGAUGGAAAAAUAUAUUUUGAGUUAUUCUCCUUUUGUUAUCAUCAUUCCAUUGUUCACUUUUAUUCUUGAUUCAUUUUACUAUGGACGUCCAACUUCUACAUUUUUCAAUUUUUUUCAUUUUAAUAUAAUCAAAAGUGGAAAUGCUUUAUUUGGUUCACAUCCUUGGCAUUGGUAUUUUACUCAAGGAUUACCUUCAAUUUUGUUAUUUGCUUCAGUUCCGUUAUUUACAAUUUUGGUUAAAUUAAUUAGGUCUAGUUUUUAUGUUGAUAUUCGAUUGGAUAGAAGAUAUAUAUUAUGUGCUGGUUUGUACAUUUUCUGUCUUUCACUAAUUGCUCAUAAAGAACAUCGAUUUGUUUUGCCAAUUAUUCCGAUUCUUCUCCCAUACAUUGCUGUUGAAAUAAAUUCUUAUAAAAAUGAAUUUUUGAAAAAAUGGCUAAUAAAUUUAAUUAUUGGUUCAAAUUUAUUGGCUAUAAUUUAUUUUGGUAAUUUUAAAAAUUUUGAAUUAAAAAAAAUUUUUUUAGGUCUCAUCCAUCAACGCGGUCCUUAUGUAGCAAAUAAUAAAAUUGUUCAAUAUGUUGAUGAAAAAUUACAAAAGGACAAUAGCAGUACAAUUUAUGUGUUACAAUUAAUGCCUUGUUUUUCAAUGCCAAUGUAUGCUGGUCUUCAUCCUUAUGCCCAAAAUGUGUCUAUUACUAUGCUUGAUUGUGGAAUUAAUGUAAAUUUUGAUUUUUACCUAAUUUAUUAUGUUUUGGAUUUAUUUUAG
Meloidogyne enterolobii is the source of this 1495-nucleotide messenger RNA. NCBI's taxonomy places the organism in Eukaryota, Metazoa, Nematoda, Chromadorea, Rhabditida, Meloidogynidae. The record is from the annotation of a GenBank genome assembly.